Messenger RNA from Apus apus (common swift), 902 nucleotides. It is a transcript of the gene CLXN, whose product is annotated as calaxin. Bases 131 to 763 code for a protein of 210 amino acids. The transcript has 6 exons. The record is from RefSeq and is a predicted model, not a curated record. Lineage: Eukaryota; Metazoa; Chordata; Aves; Apodiformes; Apodidae. Gene Ontology annotation, molecular function: calcium ion binding.
AGGGCAGUUGCCAGGGCAGGCCUGUCCCGCGUUGCCAGGGCAGUUGCCAGGGCAGGCCCCGCGUCGCCAGGGCAGGCCCCGCGGCCUGUCCCGCGUUGCCGGGGAGCGGGAGCCGCCAUGAGGAGCCGCCAUGAGCCGGCGGCGGCAGCAGCAGCAGCUGGUGGACGCGCUGAGCCAGUCCGUCAGGCACUUUAACAGGGGGGAGCUGGAAUGUCUCAUCAAGCUCUUCGACAGGCUGGUGGGCAAGCCCGACGAGCACUUGGCUGCCAUCGGCUUUGAUCGUGCCAAGUUCAGAGAGGCCCUGCACGCCACCUUUGGCAUGACGGAUGAUGUGAUCAUGGACAGAGUGUUCCGAGCUUUUGACAGAAACAACGACAGCUGCAUCAAUGCGGUGGAAUGGGUGGAAGGCAUAGCAAUAUUUCUUCGGGGAACAAUGGCAGAAAAGAUGAAAUACUGUUUUCAGGUUUAUGACCUGAAUGGUGAUGGACACAUUUCAAGAGAGGAAAUGUUUCAGCUGCUGAAAAACAGCCUUUGUGAACCAUCAUCAUCAGAAGAAGAUUCUGAUGAGGGAAUAAAGGACUUGGUAGACAUAACAGUGAAGAAAAUGGACUGUGAUCAUGAUGGCAAGAUUUCUUUUAUGGACUUUGAAAAAGCAGUUGGAGAUGAAAAUCUGCUCUUGGAAGCCUUUGGACCAUGUUUGCCAGACAUAAAGAGCACCAUGGCAUUUGAAAAGACAAUUUUUGGAGAAAAUCUGACACUGUAACUCCAAGUGGAAUACUGUUGUAACAGCUUUUUUCCUUCACAGUACAGUGAAAAUAGGAGCAACUUGAAACUAUGACUAAGUUUCAGUAUUCCUUUCCUGGAAAAGCAACUGAAUAAAUAGAAUUUACUUCCACUACCUA